This is a messenger RNA of Aegilops tauschii subsp. strangulata, 831 nucleotides long. The record is from RefSeq and is a predicted model, not a curated record. NCBI's taxonomy places the organism in Eukaryota, Viridiplantae, Streptophyta, Magnoliopsida, Poales, Poaceae.
AUGGUCCAACUACAGAACUUCUUCUUUUUCGUUACUUCCAUGGUCAUGCCCUGUGGCACAGCAGCACCCGUACUAUUGAAAUGGUUCGUCAGUAGAGAUGUUCCCACUGGUGCGUCUUCUUCCAAUGGUACUAUUAUUCCUAUUCCUAUCCCUUUAUUCCCUUUUUUGGUCUAUCUACAUUUAAGGAAAUUCAUACGCUCCAUGGACCGAGCAAAAAGUGGAGUGUUGGUGAAAGCAAGCCGCCCUAUUCUAUUACUAGACAAAAUGGAGAGAAGCUCAUCCGCUAGAAAUGCUUUAUUUCGUUUCGUUCCCGUUCUUCAUUUCCUUAUUAUCGAAUCCAUGGGGGACUUGUCAUAUUUAGAAUCUUUCUACGGUCUGCUCUGUUUACAAUUCUUUUGUACUCUCUUCUCUUUACCACGCGAUAGGUCAGCGAAGCGUGAGCGGGCGCUCCGAAGUAAAGGCCAAACACUUCGGCCUAAGGGGAAUGAGCAACAAAAUGACAAGAUGAGGUGCCCCAGGCACCCCCAUAUAGAAAGAAGGGUCGAAGGUUUUGGGCCUGUAGCUUUCCCCGCCCCCGCCCCCUCAUCGGGUGGUGCUUGUUUGGGGGGUGUGCCACCAGAAAGCGGGUUUGAAGCUCUCGCCUUACCAACGAGCCGACUGCUGAUGGUUGUUAGUCACGACUACUAUAAAAAAGUGAAGAUGAAUCUUUCUAUUUCACAUGGAGGAGUGUGCAUCUUUAUGUUGGGUGUUCUUCUGUCGUGCGACCCGAUGGCUUAUGUGCGACCUGUCGCCAACGCCUCCUAUUCUAUUUGUUCAGCGCAGGCGGCGUGA